AUGUCUCUCCCAAAGUACUUCCCACUUAAAGUAGCAGAUAGAAAGUCGAUACCAAUUCCAUCUGUUGGAUUUGGUACUUUUGGUGCUCCGACAUCAGAUGGGAAAGGAUGGUGCAAAGAUGCAACACUUGAAGCUCUCAAUGCCGGAUACCGCCACCUUGACUGUGCCUGGGCUUACGGCGUCAACUCAGAGAUCGGAGAGGCCAUCCGAGAGUCUGGCAUUCCCCGGUCUGAGAUCUUCGUGACGACAAAGUUCUGGAUGCAAUUCGCGGCUCCUGAGAACGUCGAGUUGUGUCUCGAUCUUUGUUUGAAAGAGAUGGGGCUAGAUUACGUGGACUUGUAUUUGGCACAUUUUCCGUAUGCUCAAACGCCCACUUCUAGAGCUGGGUUAGAGAAGGCAACUGCUGAUCUUGCCGGCUCACCUGAAGAUUGGGGGAAGCUGGUGUAUCCAGAGAGUGGAAAGCCAGUCGUUGAUUGGCAACAUACCUCUGCACAUAUCGCUAAGCUUUCAGGGAAGGAGGGUAGUUUCGUCCCGACAUGGAAAGCAAUGGAGAAGCUCGUACUGAACGGCAAAACUCGUGCCAUCGGCGUCUCCAACUUCUCAAUCUCAGACUUACGAGACAUCAUCCCGCAUGCCGAAAUCCCAAUUUCUUGCAAUCAAGUCGAAGUUCAUCCUUGGCUUCCCAACACCGAGCUUAUCAACUUCUCAAAAGAACACGGAAUAUUGACGACAUGUUUCUCGCCUUUCGCAGGUCAAAAGGCGGAUGGCUCCACGCUUCUGAAAGAUCCAGCUGUCUUGAAACUAGCUACCAGGAAUGAGAUGGACGUGGGACAGCUAUUGCAAAGUUGGGCUGUACAGAGAGGAACUGUGCCAUUGGGAAAGAGUAGCACUCCUUGUAUGAAUUUCCCCAAUUCCUGCCAGUCUAUUUGGUAG
Cadophora gregata is the source of this 933-nucleotide messenger RNA. RefSeq lists its product as uncharacterized. Gene Ontology annotation, cellular component: cytosol. The record is from RefSeq and is a predicted model, not a curated record. Gene Ontology annotation, molecular function: aldose reductase (NADPH) activity. The transcript has 3 exons. The coding region runs from base 1 to 933 and encodes 310 amino acids. NCBI's taxonomy places the organism in Eukaryota, Fungi, Ascomycota, Leotiomycetes, Helotiales, Ploettnerulaceae.